AUGGGCAAGAAGAAGUCUUCGACCGACCCGGACGCGCCGAUGCCCAACCUCCGGGACCAGGGGGGUUUGGCGGCGGUCGCGCGCAUGGUGGAGCUGCAGCGGAAGGCGGAGGCGGCCGCGCCGACGCCGACGGUGACGAUUGCAAAUCCCCCCGCCUUCACCCCCGGCUUCCUCGACCGAAAGCCGGACAAGAAGGACAAGAAGGACAGGAAGGACAAGAAGGACAAGAAGGACAAGGAGGACAAGGAGGACAAGGAGGACGAAAAGGACUUCAAACCCGGCUUCCUCGACCGCAAGCCAGAGAAGAAGGAGAAGAAGGAGAAGAAGGAGAAGAAGGAGAAGAAGGAGAAGAAGGACAAAAAGGACGACGGGCGGGAGAAGAAGGAGAAGCGCAAGCCCGCCGCGGAGGAGCCCAAGCCCGACGCCGCCGGGAAGAAGGUCAAGCCCACGAAGCCCAGGACGUACCCGCGCAACCCCCACGCGGUCAACCCCGACGAUUCGGACGACGAGGAAUUUCGCCUCCCCAACCCCAUGAAGGUCAAGAUGCCCGAGGUGCUCGCGCCGGACACGGACGAGAGCUUCUCCACCGACUCCGAGUCGGGCCUCGUCAACGGGUACAAGAUGGACACCUCCGACGACGAAAAAUGGAUCGAGGUUGGCAGAAAGUGGCGCGAGGGCAUCUUAGGGGACGUCAAGGCUCGGCACAAGGCUUUGAUGCUCGACGCGGACAAGCUCGACGCCAUCUGCGCCAAGACCCGCGAGACGUAUCAGCAUUUUUUAUCCGUCGACAUGGUCAAGGAGAGCAUCUACGGCGACGACGGCGUCAACCACGGCGACUGCGGCGAGCACCUCUUCAUCCGAUGCGGCCGCGUCGCGGGACGGUGCACCGAGCUCGCCAAGAAGGCCAUCCGGUGGUCGCACGUGCUGAUGGGCUCGAGGGCGGAUGCGUCGGUGACGGAUCUUGCGCAGACUUUAGCGGAGGACCUUCGCAUGAAAGAACACGCCAUCGGAACGCUCAUCGGGUACAACCGGCUGUACGAGCAGGUGCAGAAACACAACGCCCUGUGCUGGGGCCGGGCGCGUAACGCCGUGGAGGACCACGAGAAGGCGGUGGCGAAGAUGCUCGGCCAGCCGCCGCCCGACCACUCGAAGAUCCCGCGGUCGAAGAAGAACUGGGUCGACGAGCUGUCGCACCCGCUCGAGAUUCCCCCGGAGAGCGACUCGGAGGAGACGAAGGAGAAGAAGCGGCGGGGAAUCGUGGAGAAGGACGGGGUGACGUUCGAGGAGUACUACGCCAACGCGAUGAUAAACCUGUUCGGGGAUGAGCUCGCGGAGUGGCAAAAGGAGGACGCUGGCAAGACGGACGUGAGCCUCAUCAUGCGAGCCAUCCAGUCGGGCGCGGACGUCAUCCCGACGCUGCAGAAGGAGCUCAUGAUGCAGUACGAGUCGCUGGGGGACCUGAAGGACCUGAAGAGCGGCGGCGGCGAGGCGCUGCAGCGGAACCAGAUGGGGGACGUCGAAGGGGACGUCGACAUGGACGACGCCGACGACACGGCUGGCGGGGGGGACCGGGACGGUUCGGGGAGCGAGCUGUCGGGUCUCGGGAGCGACGACGAGAGGCUCGCCACGAAGAAGCGCAAAGCGGGAGAGGAGGACGAGGAGGCGGAGAUUCUCAAGGCGAUGGGCGCCGGAUCGACUUACUCGUACUCGGGGGACUCCGACGACAUCGACGACGACGACGGCGACGAUAGCGGCGACGGCGAUGACGGCGGCGACAGCGAUGACGACGGCGGCGACUCCGACGAGGGUGACGAGGAGGAGCAGUCGGACCCGGACGAUGCGGUAGACUACGCCGUGACCCCGAUGGCGCACUAA
Micromonas commoda is the source of this 1875-nucleotide messenger RNA. RefSeq lists its product with no specific name. The coding region runs from base 1 to 1875 and encodes 624 amino acids. NCBI's taxonomy places the organism in Eukaryota, Viridiplantae, Chlorophyta, Mamiellophyceae, Mamiellales, Mamiellaceae. The transcript has a single exon. The record is from RefSeq and is a predicted model, not a curated record.